This is a messenger RNA of Tachyglossus aculeatus (Australian echidna), 905 nucleotides long. RefSeq names its product CDKN2A interacting protein N-terminal like (gene XTBD1). The transcript is spliced from 3 exons. NCBI's taxonomy places the organism in Eukaryota, Metazoa, Chordata, Mammalia, Monotremata, Tachyglossidae. The record is from RefSeq and is a predicted model, not a curated record. The coding region runs from base 1 to 417 and encodes 138 amino acids.
AUGGUCGGGGCUGAGGCGGCGGCGGUGGCGGAGCUGGUGAAGGAGAGCCGGCAGGUGGCCGAGUUCGCCGAGCAGUUCCGCGCCUCCUCGGAGAGUGAGAAGCACUGGAAGGCCCGCAUGGAGUUCAUCCUGCGCCACCUGGACGACUACCGGGACCCCCCGGGCGGGAGCGGGGCCGGGGCCGGGGCCGGGGCCGACCGCCGCCAGCGCCGCCGCCAACGCCGCCCCCGCCGCCCCCGCCGCCCCCUCGACCAGCUGCUCGCCCUGUCCAUGGUCUGGGCCAACCAUCUCUUCCUGGGCUGCAGCUACAGCAGAGACCUCUUAGACAAGGUGAUAGAAAUGGCCGAGGGGAUUGAAGUGGAAGACUUGCCCCACUUUACGACCAGAGACGAAUUAAUGCAGAAGCACCAACGCUAGCGCAAAAGACGCCGCGUCACAUUUGUAUCCGAGCACCGAGUACUUGAAAGUGGAAGGUCGGAUGGAUGUGAUACUAGCCACGCCACCACUUACAAGGGCUCCAGAGAACUCGCUCACGAAGGGAGAUGGGAAUUAAAUGAAAUCAUUCAGGGUUGUUGUUUUAAAAAUUGCCAGUCUUGUGGGGGGGUGUCACUUUGAAAAGCAAGUAAGACUGUUUUGCUUGCCGAUGACGAAGUCAAAGGUACACAUUGUCACCGAAAGAAACUCUCUCCCCUUUUUUAUUUUCAGUUUUCAUGUCGUUUUCCAUUUUCAAAAAUGACUUAGAUGAUUUGUUUUUAAAAUGUUUCAGUCAUAUAACUGGCUAUUCCAGUUUUUAUACUUUUAUGCAACGGUGUCAUAGGACAACUUAUUUUCCUGUGGAAACAACAGCUCCCAGUUUUUUUUUUCCUUUCAUAUUCUUGCAUUGUUAAUAAACUAAGAAAACAAAA